Xyrauchen texanus (razorback sucker) is the source of this 1719-nucleotide messenger RNA. RefSeq names its product macrophage-capping protein-like. Bases 114 to 1151 code for a protein of 345 amino acids. The record is from RefSeq and is a predicted model, not a curated record. Gene Ontology annotation, cellular component: actin cytoskeleton; cytoplasm. Gene Ontology annotation, biological process: barbed-end actin filament capping; actin filament severing; actin polymerization or depolymerization. NCBI's taxonomy places the organism in Eukaryota, Metazoa, Chordata, Actinopteri, Cypriniformes, Catostomidae. Gene Ontology annotation, molecular function: phosphatidylinositol-4,5-bisphosphate binding; actin filament binding. The transcript has 9 exons.
GUAUGAGGCAAGUCACUCAACUCUAUAGGCAGUAGACAAAACUGUUUAGGCAACUACAACAUUUAAGAGCUGUCUGGUGUUGGACUGACAUCAACAAAGACUAAUUUGUUAAGAUGCUUAAUCUGCGGGUAGCGACAAGCCAGUUUACCUAUGAGGUGCGAGAGCCAGGGUUGUGGGUCUGGAGGGUGGAGAAGAUGAAGGCUGUUCCUCUUGACUCAUCACAGCAGGGUAUCUUCUACAGCGGAGAUGCAUACAUUGUCCUCAGCAACCGGGGAAAGGAUGGAAGUGACCUGCACAUGUGGAUGGGUGAGAAGUCGUCUCGGGAUGAACAGGGUGCUUGUGCCAUACUUGCCACUCAGCUAGACAGCUACUUGGGUGGAGAGCCAGUACAACACCGACAGGUGCAAGGCUACGAGUCACAUGAGUUCAUGGGACUCUUUCCGAAAGGAGUCAGCUUCAAGGAGGGAGGGGUGGAGUCUGGAUUCAAGAGUGCCAGCUCCAGGAUUGGCCCAGUUACUCAUCUGUAUCAGGUCAAAGGAAAGAAAAACAUCAAAGCCAGAGAGGUGGAGCUUAGCUGGGGGAGCUUCAACAAGGGAGACUGUUUCAUACUGGACCUGGGAGAGACCAUAUUCGCAUGGAGUGGUUCCAAAGCAAACAUGUUUGAGCGACAGAAGGUCCGUGAGAUUGCGAUGCUGAUCAGAGACACAGAGAGGAAUGGAAAAGCUCACAUUAUUGAUGUGACAGAGGGAGAGGAACCACUAGAGAUGGUUCAGGUGCUUGGUCCAAUCCCGACUCUGAAAGACAGCACAACAGAGGAAGACGCUAAAGCAGAUAUCUCUAAUUCUGCUUCCCUUUACAAGGUGUCUAAUGAUACAGGCCAAAUGACUUUGACAAAACUGUGUGAUAGAGGACCUUUCAGUCAAGAGAUGUUGGGAAAAGAUGGCUGCUUCAUACUGGACAAUGGAUCUAACGGGAAGAUCUAUGUUUGGAAAGGGAAUGGAGCCAAUGCAGAGGAGAAGAGAGGUGCUCUGAAGGUGGCAGAUGAGUUUAUUACAGAAUUGAACUAUCCCAGGAUGAGAACACAGGUGGAAAUUCUCCCUCAAGGCCGUGAAUCCGUCCUCUUCAAACAGUUCUUCAAAUGUUGGAGUUAAAUACACACACCAAGAUAUGGGAUGCAUGUAGAAACUGAACUUGUUUGUAUAAUCACAUAACAUAUUAGCCAUGUGUAGUUUUACCUACCUGUAAAGACUCUCUGCUGUUAGCCAAAACAUUGCUGUUUGAUGCUGGGUGCUGUGAAGGUUAUUAUGUCUUGUCUUUCAGAAAUAUAUUUUCUGAAUUCAAAAAUAAUUUUCUGUUACAUAUUGUAUGUUCAUGAUAUCUUGCAUUAAUACAAAAAAAAACCUGUCUACAACCCAUGAAUCAGUUGUUGUUGCUUUUUGUUAAAAAAAAUUUGGAAUAGUUUUUUUUUAUUUAGAAAUUCUGAUUUUAUUUAAUCACAUAACCUCUAUAGUGUAAUGAGCAUCAAAUGUACAAACACAGACACCACACUGAUGCUUAUAUAACUAUGCAUGUUAAUUACAUCAAUUGUUUUCUGUGUAAUCAUCCUUUAUCGUGGACAGGUGUAUGUUUGCAAACUAAACUAAUCUCUGCAACCAAUCAAAAUCACUGUAGAAAAUAAGUGGGUGAACUAACCUAAGUAUGUGCACUGAAUAAAAAACU